Scatophagus argus is the source of this 1392-nucleotide messenger RNA. Its product is annotated as fish-egg lectin-like. The transcript has 5 exons. The coding region runs from base 69 to 842 and encodes 257 amino acids. NCBI's taxonomy places the organism in Eukaryota, Metazoa, Chordata, Actinopteri, Scatophagidae. The record is from RefSeq and is a predicted model, not a curated record.
AGCAGCUCCACACACAUACAGAGUUACAUCCAGAGGUUCAGUGCUGGCUGCAGACUUGCAGAGACAACAUGAAAGCAGCCUUUUUGCUGUUGCUGUGUUACUUGGCCACUGGUUGUGCCUGGCGCUGUGAUGAGGGUCCACGGCUGUAUAACGCGGUGCAGAUUGAUGCUGGGCAGGGAAAAGUCAUUGUAAGAGACACAAACGGCUUUGUGUACUUCCUGCUGGGGAGGUCUUGGUACAGAAUGACCACCCUAAGAUUCAAGCAUUCCUCGAUUGGACCUGCAGGACUUUGGGCAACAAGCACUGCAAACAGGGUCUACAAGUUUGUAUCUGGAAACUUUCUGCUAGCCAAUGGUCUGUCUCUGCAGCAGGUGGAUGCUGGAGGUGAUGGUCAACUUGUAGGAGUUAGUACUUCCUCCCAAGCCUACUGUCUGAGAAACACCAUCGCCUCACCCUUCAGUGGAGCAGGCACCCUCAGCUGGACUGCUCUGUCAAGGGUUAUGAAGUACAUCAGCUGCAGCCCAGACAAAGGAUGCUGGGGAAUUGACACAAGUGAUCGCAUCUACUUCACACAGAGAAUGAUACCAAACACCUGCCAAGUUAGUGGCUGGGUACUAGUUUCUGGGGCUGCGAUAAUGGUUGAAGUGGGAACUGAUGGAAACGUUUUUGUGGUGAAUAAGUCUGGCCAGGUGUACCAAAGAGUGGGCAUCUCCAGUCGUUACCCACAAGGCACAAGUUGGUCCUUGAUCUCAAUGUGUACAACAAUCCGCCAUGUGUCCUAUGACCUGCGCACCCUUUGGGUGAUCUCUAACUCCGGUUUGAUCUUGAAGUGCACACACUGAUAGUACCUGUAUGGCAGGUGUGAUAUCUUUUUCACAGGCAGAAAUCUCUUUAAGUAGCGUUUUGGCUGUCAUCUCUAUUUUUCUUCAGAUUAUUCAGUGUGAACUACACAAUGAAUAAAUCAUUUGCAAAUUUUUUUUGGAACUAUUCACUGGUCUUAUUAGGCUACUCUAUAUUUUUACAUUGAGAACAGUGAGGAUUAAAGCUGCAAGUAAUAAAUUCGAAAUUUUAGUUCUGAAAUGAUGAAGCAUCAGUGCAUAACUCUAAUUAUUGUUCAGACUCUAGAAUAUUGCUUUAUGGGUAAGUCUCUUGGGACAGACACUAGAAAUGGCAAAUAACAUGGCAAAUUAUUUUUUAUUCAAAUGUAUUGUACUGUGAAACAUGAAUGAUAAAUGACAAUAACAUUAAGAGCGCAAGAGUAUCUUAAUGCAGUAAGAAUGUUCCUUUAGGACAAUGGAUGAUUUAAAUAUAUCAGGCAACCUCCACCUGCCAGGUGCCAUACUUUCUGAUGUGUUAAUAAAUGAUAAUGAAUGCAAUUUCAUCUGGCUGUUG